CUUCCAAAACACCAGAAAUCCUCGAAUGAACAAAAUCUUCAACCAUCCAAAUUUUUGCACUUGAAUAGCAAAUUAACAUUUGGUUUUUCAAUUAUCAACCGACAAAACACAAAAAUCACAUUCAUACCAUUGCAUGAAUUGGUUUACAUUCAUUCAAUUGGUUUAACUUCUUUCCCCCAGCUAGACUUUAUAUUAUUAAUCAUACAUAUAUAUCUUCUUCAUCUUUAUUCUGCUUCAUCAAAUUCUAACACUCGUUUCAUGUCCAUGUGAUUAUACAUUAUUGUAUAGUCACAUUCCAAUAACCUUUUCUAUCUUAUGUUUCUAUGAUCCAACCUUCGUGGGUUUUUGGAGAAUCUUGAGUAAUCUACGAAGGUUGGAGAUAAUUAAUUGAUACAUACAUAUAUUUCUUUGGAAACUGUAAAGCCUAAAGCGUAUUUGAGAAAGCGCAAGUUUGUUGUAUAAUUUUUUUUUUCACGUCCAAUGAGAGAUAAUAAUGAGAAAAAAGUUUUACAUGUUUUGGAUUGGUGAAUUUGGAAGAAAAAAUGGAGUUGACAAGACCUGGCUAUGCCGUAAUUUAUGUCAUUCUACUUUGCGCAUUGGCACAAGGGGGCUCAGAGGGGAAGAGGGGCGAGGACGAUGAUUUUUCUCCAUCAUCGUUACUUGUACACACAACACAACAGGCCGAGAUAGUGCCAAAACAUAGAAAAGAAUUGACAAAGAACAUUGAAGGCAAAGAGUUGGACUUACAUGCAAAAGAAGAGAGCAAUGACAUUAGGCCAAUACUUUUCAGACAAAACAACACAAACAAAGCAACAAAAUCAAACCAAACUAUUGAUCCACCAACACCACAACCACAGUCAUCGCCACCGCGACGAUCUCAUCGGCUCCUUGCCGCUUCUAGAUCUCUAACAGAGAGUAGUGAUCCUGUAACUUCUCCUCCACCUAAUAAAAAUGAAGAUGACAAACAACCAAAAACGACGGUUCAUGGUGCUGCUGCUGUAUCAGGAAUUCUAAUGGCACUUGGGGUGUCCUUUUGCUAUAGACAGGUCAAAACCAACAAAGAGGAAAAAGAAGAUAUACUAAUAUUAACCUCAAAGGAUUAUGCUGGCGGUUCACCAAAGAUUGUUCGUUUGGGAGAUAAUACUGAACUUAACAAGCAUAAUAAGGAAGAAGAAUCUGUUACAGAUAACAAUGAAAAGAAAACUUCUGAUGAUGAUGCUAAGAAUGAAGGUAGCAACACUACCUCAGAAGUUGAGACAACAGCACCAUUACAAGUUGUGGAACAUGUAGUUGAAUUUGCACCAGGCCCACCACAACCACCACCACCGCCACCAACUCGAUCAGCUCCACUACCUCCCCCGGCCCCACGGGCCCCUCCACCGCCGGUCCCCCCACGGGGCCACGGUCCGCCACCACCACCGCCUCCAAGGCUACCCGGUAAGGGCCCUCGGGCGCCACCGCCGCCGCCUUUAAGAGGAGGGCGAGGAACAAGUCAUCCUCCACCUGUUCCUUCAAGACCGUUGUCUAAAAGAUUUAGAAAUGUUGCUAGAGUAGAUAGCUUUACUGAGGUCCCUGAUCCUGCAAAGCCUAAACUAAAGCCAUUUUUCUGGGACAAGGUUAAUGCAAAAUCUGAUCAAGCAAUGGUGUGGCACAAAAUCAGCGGAGGUUCAUUCGUAUUCAAUGAGGAACAGAUGGAGUUUCUAUUUGGUUGCGCAAACCAUAACAAAAAUGAACGCAAAAAGGAUUCACCACAAAUUGAUACAGCACAACUUGUUCAGAUUAUUGACAAGAAAAAAGCACAGAAUUUGUCAAUUCUUUUGAAAGCUUUGAAUGUGACAACAGAGGAAGUUGUUGAUGCCAUUAAAGAAGGUAAUGAGCUUCCUAUUGAGCUCAUGCAGACACUGGUGAAGAUGGCGCCGACAUCCGACGAAGAAUUGAAGCUUAGGUUAUAUACAGGACCCCUUUCUGAUCUUGGCCCUGCAGAGAAGUUUCUCAAAGUCUUGGUUGAUAUUCCAUUUGCUUUCAGACGCAUUGAAUGUUUGAUUUUCAUGUGUACCCUUCAAGAAGAGUCCUCAACUAUGAGGGAGUAUUUCACAACAUUAGAGGUUGCUUGCAAGAAACUUGUAAAAAGUAGGCUAUUCUUGAAGCUUCUAGAAGCAGUUCUUAAAACCGGCAACCGAAUGAACGACGGAACGUACCGCGGCGGCGCGCAAGCAUUCAAGCUGGACACACUCUUGAAGCUAUCAGACGUGAAAGGAACAGAUGGGAAGACGACGCUGCUGCACUUCGUUGUUCAAGAAAUCAUUCGAUCCGAGGGAGUUAGAGCUCUAAGAACGGCGAAAGAAAGCGGAAGCAUGCCAAACUUGGAAACAGAGGAUUCUUCUGAAGAAAACUACCGAAGCCUCGGCAUUGAAGUAGUUUCAGGCCUAAGCACUGAGCUAUUGGACGUGAGAAUGGCGGCGUUAAUAGACGGCGAUUUGAUCAGUUCUACGGUGGCGAAACUCAGCCACUCGCUUUCCAAGACUCGAGAGUUUCUUGACACCGAGAUGAAGAACGUUCAAGAAGACGGCGAGUUCCGAUCUUGCAUGGAGAGGUUUCUGGAGAAGGCGACAUCGGAAGUGGCUUGGUUGAUUGAGGAGGAGAAGAGGAUAACGGAACUUGUUAAGGGAACUGCAGAUUAUUUUCACGGUAAUUCAGGGAAAGAAGAAGGGCUUAGAUUGUUCGCCGUUGUCCGCGAUUUCUUGUUCAUAUUGGAUAAGGUGUGCAAGGAGGUGAAGGAAACAAACGUUAAAGAGGCAAAGAUUAAUGCUGCUUCAAAGAUUAAUAAUAAUAACAAUAAUAAUAGUAAUGUUAAAGAGUCUUCACCAUCAGUGACGCCGUCUUCUACCACGGAAGCUCAACAGCAAAAUUCAGGGCCUUCUGAACUUCAUAGGAGAUUGUUUCCUGCUAUUGUCCAGAGGAGAGUGGAUGAUGAUUCUAGCUCUGAUGAUGACUACGACGAUGAUGACGAUAAUAACAAAAUUUCUCCAUAACUUUGGUGUGUAUCUAGUUAUAUAUAUAUGUGCAGGUGCAACUGGUUUUGGUUUGAAAGUGGAUUGUGCUACUUUCUGUCAAGAACUAUCUCUCCCAAAAAUUUAACUAGAAGUGGGUACUUUUAUAUCUGAUACAAUUCUUCAUGCAAGAGCUUCUUUGCUUGAAACAUGAACAAUGCACAGGUCCAUUCAUAUCUCUGCUGAUAUUCUUUUAUUUAUUUAUUUAUUUAACUUAAAAGAAUGAGAAUGGUAAAGAUCAAAUUCUAGAUCUUUUGAUGAUAAAGACUUUAAUAUAAAUUAUGUACCUCUUACUAAUAGUUAAGCUUUGGGAGAGAUAGUUCUUGAUGAUGUUUUUGUUUUUUUUCUUUUUUAUUUUUGACCGAGAGUUGUUUAGAGUGUGUUUGAUAUGAAGAGGAGAAUAGGAAGGAAAUUUUCAUAAAUUAGAUAUAAUCGAUGAAAUUUCAACCCCAUUUUGUAGUGAAGUACCAAACACGACUCAAUACUGCCUCAAACUCAUGGCAAGGAAACAGAAGCCCUUGAGUUGAUAUAAAACGGAAUUUCUAUGUGAUAUAAAGUUUUUAAUUUAAGAAAGGGGCAUGUAUUUUGUCAUUGUUUGUUAAGGUGAA
Arachis duranensis is the source of this 3658-nucleotide messenger RNA. Its product is annotated as formin-like protein 3. Gene Ontology annotation, biological process: actin nucleation; actin cytoskeleton organization. NCBI's taxonomy places the organism in Eukaryota, Viridiplantae, Streptophyta, Magnoliopsida, Fabales, Fabaceae. The transcript is spliced from 6 exons. The coding region runs from base 543 to 3032 and encodes 829 amino acids. Gene Ontology annotation, molecular function: actin filament binding. The record is from RefSeq and is a predicted model, not a curated record.